Molecule: messenger RNA, 3242 nt
Organism: Alnus glutinosa
Lineage: Eukaryota; Viridiplantae; Streptophyta; Magnoliopsida; Fagales; Betulaceae
Exons: 6
Coding region: 292-2925 (877 amino acids)
Source: RefSeq, a predicted model, not a curated record
UUCAAAAACGUCGUCAGUACAGUAUUUUACUCAAGAAAAAGCAGCCCUUCCCGCCAAACAAGUCUGGCGCGACAGCUCUGAAAGCUAUUUCCGCUUUUAGCCCCAGUCCACACUUCUCUAUCUCCAUCUAUCGGCCGGAACUCCCAUUUCACGAUCUAGUCCCAGCUCCUCUCUGCCUCUCCUGGUGAAACGGAGCGUUUACUCUCUGGUAAGCACAUGACAGGCAUUUUAGCUACUGUAGUGAACGUGUACCUGAACUAAAGCAAAGAGUAUAAGUUUCAUCAUCAUCUAAUGGAUUUAAGGAGUUGCAGUCAUUUGCACUUUAUCCAAGCUGUUGAAGGUGGUUUGGUGACAAAAAUCCUCAAUAUUACUCGUGGAAGGCCUGCACUCAAGUUGAGGAAGCUCCAAGAAAUAUAUGAGGCUGUAGAUGCCAAAAAUCACGAUUUGCUUCCAACACUUCGUCCAAAGAAUGAGUUUGAGAGUUUUUCGUUUGACAAUGAUAGGAUUGAGGUCAAAAGCCCGCGUCUACAUAUGGUGUACAGAAGAACGAUCAAAAGGGAGCCUGAAACUUCCGACUUAUUUUGCAAUGGUGAUGAAGAGAGAAUUAAUAGUGACUCAGGUGAUUCAGGAUUUGGCAAUAUGACAUUGAAGCAAAUAAAGGAGAGAUGUAAAGCGAAGAAAAGGAAACAUUCAAAAUAUGUUGAACUAAGUAAAGAAACUUCUGAAACUUACUCCAGUUUAGAACAAGUCCAAACAGAGGAAGAAGAUUUUGAUCUCAAGGAGCCUCUCAGUAGUUUGAAAUCUAAACUUUCAAAGAAUACGAAGGUGAAGAAAAAGCGCAUGAAAAACCAUGUCUCAUCUUCACCUCAAAGAGCCAUAUCAAUUGUUAAAUCUGAAUAUGUUUCGGAGACUCAGGUGUCAAUUUUUUUGACAAAAGAACCAAAACAUUGUGUUACUAAUGAAGUGUGUUAUGAAUAUAUGGAACCUGCAGAUCCCAAGUCUUUUCAGAAUGUAAGGUCCCCAUGUGAGGAUUUUGUGAAGCGAGAUAAUACAGAAACAACCAGUCACGAGAUAACUCUCAGUAGUUUGAAAUCUAAACUUUCAAAGAAUGUGAAGGCGAAGAAAAAGCGCGUGAAAAACCAUGUCUCAACUUCACCUCAAAGAGCCGUAUCAAUUGUUAAAUCUGAACAGGUCCCAAGUGAUGAAGUAUUGCCGCAAUCUGGUGGGGAUUUGUGGCCAGCUAUCAAUAUUAAAGUUGAUGUUCCUGAACCUGAUUGCUCAGACUGCCAAAGUAUUGGUGGCGAUCCUUCCUUGCUUUGUGAUGAGCCAGGGGGUUCGUCUGGAAUGAUAUCUAGUGAGCUGUGUGAGACAGCUAAUGAAUAUGUUUCAGAGACUCAGCUGUCAAUAUUUUUGACAAAGGAACCAAAACAUUGUGUUGCUAAUGAAGUGUGUUAUGAAUAUAUGGAACUUGCAGAUCCCAAGUCUUUUCAGAAUGUAAGGUCCCCAUGUGAGGAUUCUGUGAAGCGAGAUAAUACAGAAACAACCAAUCAUGAGUGCUCAGAUUUUCCUGUACCAGAAUCUGAGAUAGAAAUCCAUCCAGUUCCUAAUGACACCUUCACAGAAAUCAUUUCUUCAUCAACAGAUCAUAGUUCUUAUAUUUCUGGUAUCUCUCAAAGUAGCCCUUGUAUGAAUGAAAUAUCGCAUAAUGGCAAUGAUAUUGAGGUUCAAGUGCCGCAUAUGACCAUUCAUAAGAGCCCUCAAGGCAUGGAACUAUGUGGUGGAGAUGAUGCAUAUGUAUUUGAGGAUAGCAUCACAGCUGAUUUACCUUCUAAUCCUGAAGUAAGUGUUAUAGCCAGCUCUACCUGUGACCGUAGCUUGAGUCCUAAUAGCUGUUUGGGUUCUAUUGAGGAUAAUUCACCUACAACUGGAGAGAAUCAACCCCAAAAGUCUGCCUGUUCUAAUGCAGAGAUAAAUGUCUCAGUAGGGAUCCAUCCCUUUGAUGCUACGGAUGAGCUUAUAACAACAGUUGGAUUUGGAUAUUGUCAUGGUUCAAAACCGCAGCAUCCUCCUGAGAGGCUGUUUGCAACCAGAAAGGCCAUUUCUCCAACUUCUCGGGAAAGACUCCUCCAGGCUAUGGAUUCCUUUGAGUUACCUGACGAUGAAUAUUACAAAUGUAGGAGGGAAUACUUUGGGAAGAAUAAGUUUGGAAGAGUUGAAGGACCUGAUUGGAUCAGGGGAUCUGAAUUGAAUAUUACCCCCCCAAAAAUUACUAGGAAACCAAAGAAUUAUAAGAGAGGCUUCCAUCCCUCAGGUGCUCCCAAGGUUCCUUAUCUUUCUUGUGCUGCACCGCGUUUCAGCACUGGGUGCACCUCCAUCCAAAGCUGUUCACAGAGUGCCAUAGAUUUCUCACAGCAGCAGAUGAAAGACUUUGAAUGUCUUGCUAUGAAACUUACAAAGGAGUUGAAGACCAUGAAGGACAUUUUGGAAGAGAGGUUGAUCCCUCAAGCCUGUCCAGCUUCUUCCUUGAAAUAUAACGUGGAUAGGGCAAGAAUGGCCAUUAACAGUGCGACAAGAGUUGAAGAAGGCACAAGAAGAUGGAUUUCCAUGAUGUCAAGGGACUGCAACCGCUUUUGUAGAAUCAUGAGAAUGACUGAGAAAGGUUCUGGUUCUUCCGGAAAUGUAGUCCAAAAGGAAACGAAGAAAUCUACUUUUGCUGAUGAAGCUGUUGGAAUUUCGGUCAAUCAAUGUCAGGGAUUGACUGAGACAGGUUCUGCUUCUUCAGGAAACGCAGUCCACAAGGAGAGGAAGAAAAUUAGUUUUGCCGAUGAAGCUGGUGGAAAGCUCUGCCAUGUCAGGCUUUUUGAGGAUGACACGGCAUCUUUGUUGGAAUCUAAUACUGAAAAGCAGGUACUGCUGGUUGAUUAACUUAGAGACACUUGAUUGUUGUAAAAUUACAUUUUUGGUAUCUCUUAGAUAGAGCCAAAGGGAAAUCGCUUGUUAUGGAGGAUAGUGUACCAUACGUCUGCUGCAUAAAAGUUUUGAGGCAGGCCUGAAGCAGCAAUAUCGAUCUCCUGUUCCGGUAACAGUCUUAUUCUUGUUCAUAUUUCCAUUGAUAUGCACUGUACUGUAUCCGUGUGAAGGGAACUAAACAUUAACAUGAAGGGAUUGUUGAUUUUUGGAAAAAAUAAUUACUAGUUGAAGAUUUGUUUUAGUAUCGAUCUCAGUGGUUGAUCUUUUAUCAA